CCUCUCCGUGCCGUCCACGCUUCUCGGCUUGGCCCUUCGCUGCGCUCGGCUCCCGCAGGCGCUCGGCCCCGCACCCCUCGGCCCCCGCCCCGCCGGCCGGACAGACCAGUGCUCAUGGCUGGGCCCAGCACCCACAUUGUCCCUAUGCUGUUCCUCGCCUUUCUGGUGCUCCUGGAGCUGAGCCUGGCAGGCUCCCUGGGACCUGGAACCUCUGCUCGGAACCUUCCUGAGAAUCAUGUCGACCUCCAGGAGCCAGCACUGUGGAUGCCUCCAGCCAGCCACCACCGCCGGCGGGGCCUGGGCAAGAAGGAGCGGGGCCCAGGCAUGCCUGGCCAGGCCCAGGACGGAACUAUGGUCUCCACCACCAGGCAGGCCUCCAGGCUGCCAGGGGCAGAGGAGCGGCUGCCUGGGCAGAGUCCUGCGGGCCUGGUGCAGGACAAGGAGCUGUUCCUAGGCUUGGUGCUGCCCUACCCUGAGAAGGAGGACCAGUCUCCCGGGUCAGAGAGGGUCAAGAAACGCAGCAGGGAGCACAAGAGACGCAGGGAGAGGUUGAAACUGCACAGAGGCCGAGCCGUGGUCCGAGGUCCUAGCUCCCUGAUGAAGAAGGCAGAGCCCCCCAAAGACCAGGCGCUGGAUGCCACGAUGGAGGAGUCCUCCACCGGCCUGGCCCCCACCAACCUCUACCUAACCACCUUUGAGGCAGCACCCGCCACAGAAGAGUCCCUGAUCCUGCCUGUCACAUCUCUGUGGCCCCAGGCUCAGCCCAGGCCUGAUGGGGAGGUGAUGCCCACGCUGGACAUGGCCUUGUUCGACUGGACCGAUUAUGAAGACUUAAAACCUGAAGUCUGGCCCUCGGCUAAGAAGAAAGAGAAACACCGAGGUAAAUUCUCCAGCGACGGUAAUGAGACAUCACCCGCUGAAGGGGAACCAUGCGACCAUCACCAAGAUUGCCUGCCAGGCACCUGCUGUGAGCUGCGAGAGCAUCUCUGCACGCCCCACAACCGUGGCCUUAACAACAAAUGCUUUGAUGACUGCAUGUGCAUGGAAGGGUUGCGCUGCUACGCCAAAUUCCACAGGAACCGCAGGGUCACGCGGAGGAAGGGGCGCUGCGUGGAGCCCGAGACGGCCAACGGCGACCAGGGAUCCUUCAUCAACGUCUAGCGGCUCUGCGGGGAGGCGCCUCCCCACCGGCCGCGCGGAGGUUCGGAGAAGCCGGGCGAUUUGUUUAGAACUAGCAGUGGGAGAUCAGGUGGGGCACCGGAUGACCGAGGCUGCAGGCUCGAGCUCGGGACCCUCACCCCGGGAGGGGAGCCCCGGGCGCCGAACUGCCGCACACCUGCGCCCACCUCCCCGCCCCGGAGGACCCGCACCGCCUGCGCCUCCCGGUGGCCCGGUGCUCCGCGGAUGGCAAUGUCCAGAGCGCCCUCUACUGCCCAACCUCCGCACUGCAACCGCUUCAAGUCCAAGAACGAAGAGACUUCUGAGCGCCUUGGAAGGCAAACUGCCGCAGAGAGACAGAGAAUCCCAGGAAAUGCGUGGGGAGCACCUGUAUGUACCAGGCGCUGUGCUAAAUGCGUGCCAUGCGUUAUCUCAUUUAGUUACCACAGUGACCUUUCAAAGGAUGCAUUACUACCCUUUUACCAGUGAGGAAACCGAGGCAGAGUUGGUUAGGACUUGUCCAGGGUCCCAGAUGGAUGCUCCUCAAACCUAAACCCGUGUGAGAAUCCUUGGGAUCUGGCUAGAAUGCAGAGUCUGGUGGGGUCGCUUCUGUAUUUCUAACAAGCUCUUGGGGGCAUGCUGCCGCUAGGGAAGCCCCCUGAGAGCACCCAGGUCCUAGGGAGUAAAUGCUGCACCUGUAGGGUUCCGGGGCCCAAAUCCUUGCCUCUCCACAACCAUAGACUUAUUCCAGGUUCUCCAUGGCCUUCAGUGAGAGAGAAACGUUCCCUGGGAGUUCCCUUCGCGGUGGUGAGAUCUGCAGUUACGGGCUGUUUCCUUCCCUUCCUGGACAAAGUUGUAUCAUCUUUACAAACAAAGCGUGCAUUAAGCCCCUGCUUGCUGGGAAGGCAUGAUUUGGGAAGACUGGCCGCUGCCCUCUGGGAGCUGGUAAAAUGAGACGCGAUGUGUUUGGAAGAAGCGACAGUGCUGUUCCUUCUACUUCGGUGGCUCUGCUCACUCAGUCCCAGGACACGCACUUUGACAUUACCCCAAUCGCUUCCUUAGUUUCUGUAGUUCAUGCCCUUCGAGAAUCGAAUGCUGAUGUGGGCUCAAAAAAUACACGCAUUGUGCAUAUGCGCCCACUUUGCAUACUGCCUUAGUGGCUUCCAGGCCUCCCACAGACCGUCUCUAGACCACCCCCCACCCCAUCCCACACUUCUGCAGCAGAGCCUCCUGACGCACUGGCGCACCUCUGAGGUUCAGGUGUUGUCUGAAACUAACUGGCCCCCACAAGCUAGACCCACCCACGAUGCCCAUCCAGAACAUCUGCCCCAGCAGAUCGGGCUCUAAGGGCCACUUCAGGAGCCACUUAAACCCAGCCACCCACCCCUCCUGGCACCUCACUCCUGGUCAGCCCUCUGGUCCAGGGCAAACCAGGUUGCAAACAACAAAAGCCUUCCCCAUCCAAAUUCCUCGCUGGCCUGGACGCCUGCCGGGGGGACCACACCCGCGAUGCCAGGGCUGUUUACUCCAUUGGGAAACUCAGUCAGGGUCAGGGGUCUGGCACCAAGCAAAGCACACAGAUCAAAGAGAAACGAAAUAUCCUUGCUCAUGUCUCCUUAGUCAAGUUCUAUGCGCAAAGGAAUCUUAGGGGUGAAGGUGGGGCAAGGAAUGGAAGAGAUCAAAGCCGGCUGUUUGGAAAUCAACCCCCCCAGCAGUUUUGUCUAAGACUGUACCAGAAAACACCCACGCCGUGUUUUUCACUGGGGGUGGCUGAUUGGAGAUUGUGCUAGAACCCUAAGUGGAGUAGGCUGCAGGCAGGAAACAAAGCAUUGCUUAAGUCUGGGGGGUAGCAGCUCAGAUGGCCCUAGGGCCACAGCCGUGGAAAGCACAGAAGGUCAAGACAAAGCUGAAAGGCCCCAUGAAAUGAUCCCUGUCUAGCAGGGGAGUUCCACGUUUGGACCUUCAGGGCCUAGCUCUUUGUCCCAGCCACCUUCAUUUUGAGGUCGCAAAGGUGGGUGGUCACAAAGGCUCCUAACCCCAGAGCUGGGGAUCCCAAAGCCCCCCUCCCCCCAGUGUUUAACAAACCUCUCUGCCCGGAAGUUCUGCCUUAAUUCUGUCUUAGAUUUCCUUGGCUAGUAGGGAAAUCAAUACCCCCCAAUCCAGGAUUCAGCAAACUUUUACCGUAAAGGGCGGGUAAAUGAUUUCGGCUGUGUUCUCAUAAAACUACUGAUGGAGGCUCAGCUGUGAAUUUCGUAUCACGUUCACAUCUCGGUGUUUGAAAACCCAUUUCUAAACGUAAAAACCUCUCUUAACUUGCAGAUUACCCCAAAACGGGUGGCGGUUUGGAUUUGACCCAUGGGCCAUAGUUUCCAGAUUCCUGCUCUAGCCCACUGGGUUCAAACCUGGCUGCACGUUAGAAUAAUUUAGGGAACUUUCAAAGGUACUGAUGAUGGCCCAGGUAGAGGUGAUGGUUUCAUUGUUCUGGGUUGUGUCUGGGCAUCGUGUGUGUUCAAGGCCCCCCCCCAGACGACUCCAAUGUACAGCUGGGCAUGAACUCUGCCCUCGUGCUCCGACCAUGGGAAUGCCACUGGUGCCAAACUGCCUGUUCCACCUCUCACCACCGUGGCGGCCUUAGGCAAGUUACUUUUUUUAAAUUUCUUCAUCUGUAAAAUGGGAAUAAUGACUCUCCUGUCAUAGGGAUGUUGUGAGAAGUAAAGAUAAAAUCCUCAUAGCAUGUUUAGAACAAUGCCAGGCACAGAAUAAGCUCCCAGUGUUGGCUGAUUUGUUUUCUAGGAUAAUUUUAGUAGGUGGUCUGUUCUGUGACAAUGAUCCAUCAAAGUCACGGUUUAGGCUCCAUUCCCAGAAACCCUGGGGCCAGGAGAUGCUCCUUUAGAAAAGAGAGAGUGGAGUUCUGGGAUCAGAGAAGUUUGGAAAACUGUUCUGGGCUCAGCCCAAGGCAGCAGGUUCAGAUCCGGAGCGCGGAGGCAGAGCAGGAGGAGGGGUAAGUGGCCUUGGUCUGGGGUGGGAUUCAUGAGUUUCAAAAAAAUACUACCAGAGGGAGAGCUGAGCAGGAGACCAAGUGGAAACCAGUAGCUGCUCGCAGGCGGCCUGUGUCCUCCUGCAUUCCUUCUGCGGAGUCGCACACCAUUCCCCAGAGUUUUGCUUGGUUCCCACGGGACUCCUUUUUGGGAUUGGUCCGGCCAUGUCAAGAGCCGCUCCCAAGCCUGCUGGGAACGGGCUGAGGGGCACAGGACAUGAGAGCCGAGCUUCAUGGGAAAGUGACAGCUUUGCUUGCCCCUUGAGGGGUGACGGAACCACAAGUCAAAUCCCAAAGCCACGACCCCCUUCCACCGCUGAGAUGGAUCCUUGCUCGAAGCCAUAUUCACCCCACCCAAUCAAAUCUACUCUUGAGAGGGUGGGCGCCCAGCUCCCUGGGAUGGGGUCUGUCUUGCAGCAGGAGAGUCAGAACUGCAAGGAACAUGUUUAUAAGACAACAGAACAGCGGGGAAAGUGGGGGCUGGGAGGGACACUGAAGGAGCCAGGAAAGCAAACCAUGUAGGACUUUGUGGGCCUGGCACCAUCACCUCUGGGGGGACCUUUCCUCUCACGGGGGACAGGAGUGCAUGUGUGCCUGUGUGUGUGUGUGUGUGUGUGUGUGUGUGUGUGUGUGUGUGUCAGGGAGGGGGCAGCAGGAAUUGAUUUGAAAAACCAAGGAAUUUCAUUGCAGGGAGCGUGUUUUCUGAAUUCUAAGUCAGGACAGAUAGUCUGAUCCAGUUUCUUCUGGGUGCACAAGGCUUCCUAGUCCCUCUUCCCACAGAGUGUGCUCCUGGACCAGCAGCAGAGAGGGCGUCACUGGGGAAUUCAGCAGGAGUGCCAGGUCCCAGGCCCCGACCCCGAUCUGCUGAACCAGAAUGUGGGGUGCAGCCACCUGCAUUUUACCGAGUCCCCAGGCCGUUCUUGGGCACAAUCAAGUUUGAGAGACCCAGGUCUAGGAUUCCUAAGAGGAAACAGAAAAGUUGGAUCGUCAGGGACUUUACCUUCAGGUGUGAGUUGGCAAAUCUGAGAUCGAGUUUGCCUGGUUAAUAACCAGCAGUGACCGACUCCCAGGCUCUAGGACCUUGCCCCCUGGGCUGGAAGUGGUCUGUUUUCAGGGGAAAUCAGGUGGAGCCCCUGGACUGGCCUCACCGCAGUCAUUGGGUUUUCUGACUCUUGGGAACUUUUUCUAUAAAGUGUGGGGCAGCAGGGGGAGGGGGGUGCUAUGCCCUUGUAGUCCUGUGACGGCGUGUUGCAUGUGUUCUCUUGAGCUGUAAAUAAAGAGCUGAUGGUUAA
This is a messenger RNA of Mustela erminea (ermine), 5487 nucleotides long. It is a transcript of the gene DRAXIN, whose product is annotated as dorsal inhibitory axon guidance protein. The transcript has 7 exons. Gene Ontology annotation, cellular component: extracellular region. NCBI's taxonomy places the organism in Eukaryota, Metazoa, Chordata, Mammalia, Carnivora, Mustelidae. Gene Ontology annotation, biological process: axon guidance; Wnt signaling pathway. The record is from RefSeq and is a predicted model, not a curated record. Bases 115 to 1161 code for a protein of 348 amino acids.